GUCUACCGUUGCUAUCAUGUAUGGAAUGGAAAACUUUGGGUCUCUCUCAUCCCGGCUGUUCUGAUGGUAGUCAAUGCCGGUAUUUCGUACGCCGCCGUGGCUACGAUUCAGAUAGGAUCGAAUGAACUUUUCGCUACAAGCCACUCUGAUGAAGUUAAUGCCGGGGACGACCUCAAUUAUGUCUUUUUGGGCAUCAACGUCUUCAAUAACCUUCUUUUGACCGGCCUCAUAGCGGGGAGAAUCUGGUGGUUAAAUAGGAUUCACAGUCGACUGCUAGGGACUGAAGGGAGGGACAAGCGGCUGAAUGCAAUUGCCUCUAUGUUCGUUGAAUCUGGAACGUUAUAUCCAAUUGCUCUCAUUGUAUGUCUCAUUAUCCAAGGAAUUGUGCCUACGCUCAUCAUGGUUCGAACCUCGCUUGACCUUGGAGUAGAAAGCGGUACUCCUGCUCAUAGGGAUGAAGAAACCGAACUUGAGAACGAAUUCAGGCCGGCUCGU
Messenger RNA from Lentinula edodes (shiitake mushroom), 495 nucleotides. RefSeq lists its product as uncharacterized. Lineage: Eukaryota; Fungi; Basidiomycota; Agaricomycetes; Agaricales; Omphalotaceae. The transcript has 4 exons. The record is from RefSeq and is a predicted model, not a curated record. The annotation marks the transcript as partial.